Molecule: messenger RNA, 2063 nt
Organism: Sinocyclocheilus grahami
Lineage: Eukaryota; Metazoa; Chordata; Actinopteri; Cypriniformes; Cyprinidae
Product: pre-B-cell leukemia transcription factor 3-like
Exons: 9
Coding region: 448-1713 (421 amino acids)
Biological process (GO): regulation of DNA-templated transcription
Cellular component (GO): nucleus
Molecular function (GO): DNA-binding transcription factor activity; DNA binding
Source: RefSeq, a predicted model, not a curated record
UACAUCUGCUGUAGAUCAUCCAGAAGAGCGGGAUGUGCGUUUAACAACCUGUCCGUGUUAUUCCACAGCUCAACAACAGGAAGAAAGAACUCUGGAAAGCCAGUGGUUUAUAGCAGCUUAUAUGCAUCUCAUUUUUAUCACUAAUUAAUUUUCUACUCAAGGAUGGAAAUCAAAUAGAGGGGGAUUUUCUGAAGUUUUGCAGAAGCUGCCACUGGAUAACAGUGUGAAAAAGCAUUGCAACGAGGUAAAUGAUGAACAGUAACAGCAUCAAAGUGCACUAGACUGUUUCUGAUUCUGGAAAUCAGUGGAUCGUUUUAUUAAAGCACUUUUUGUUUUCUCGCACUCGGGACUCUUGCGCAUCCGUCAUUUUCAUUGCACUGAUUCAGGACGGCAUCAAAAUCUCUCUUGAGCGGAUUUUUAAAAAGUCAGAGCUCUUUGAGUCAGAGGAUGGAGGAGCAGAGUCAUCUGAUGCAGACCCUGGGCGGCGUGACCCUCACCGGACACCCGCUGGCUUUACCGGUGCCUCAUGAUGGAACCGACGCGAGAAACAAGCAGGACAUCGGAGACAUUCUGCAUCAGAUCAUGACCAUCACCGACCAGAGCCUGGACGAGGCUCAGGCUAAAAAGCAUGGGCUGAACUGUCACAGAAUUAAACCGGCUCUGUUCAGCGUGCUCUGUGAAAUCAAAGAGAAAACAGGUCUCAGUAUCCGUGGCAGUCAGGAUGAAGAUCCUCCGGACCCUCAGCUCAUGCGUCUGGAUAACAUGCUGCUGGCAGAGGGCGUGUCCGGACCAGAGAAGAGGGGCGGGGCAGCGGCGGUUGCUACGGCAACAGCAGCAGUGGGAGUGGGAGCUGAUAACUCCAUCGAGCACUCAGACUACAGAGCCAAACUCAGCCAGAUCAGACAGAUCUACCACACCGAGCUGGAGAAAUAUGAGCAGGCGUGUAAUGAGUUCACUACCCAUGUGAUGAACCUGUUGAGGGAACAGUCUCGCACGCGACCCAUCUCACCCAAAGAGAUCGAGCGCAUGGUGAACAUCAUCCACCGCAAAUUCAGCACCAUCCAGAUGCAGCUCAAGCAGAGCACCUGCGAGGCCGUCAUGAUCCUCAGGUCUCGCUUUCUCGACGCCAGGAGAAAAAGGCGCAACUUCAGCAAGCAGGCGACAGAGAUUCUGAACGAGUAUUUCUACUCUCACCUCAGUAACCCGUAUCCCAGCGAAGAGGCCAAAGAGGAGCUGGCCAAAAAGUGUACCAUCACUUUGUCACAGGUCAGUCUGUCCUCCUGUAGUCCAGAUCUCGGACGAUACUGCGCACACGAGCCUUCAGCUGUCAAACAAGAAGAUUGCUUUCAGAUGAAAGAUGAAGACUUUCACUUGGAUGCGGCAGAAGAUAAAAAUAAUCUGUUAAACAACAUGUUCACGGGUUCUUCGGGUUCGUAUAGUUUGCCGGGUUCAGGAGACAUUUUUAUGAGCAUGUCCGGCCUGAAUGGAUCCUACCAGCCAACCCAGGUCCCCAACACAGGACAGACACAGGGAGACUCCAUACGUCACGCCAUCGGUCAGUCGUUGGGUUACAAUGACGGUCUGCAGGGAAACCCGCUUUACAGCCCACAUGGCUUGAACGGUAACGGUGGCUGGCAUGAUGCUGUCACUCCGUCUUCUGUGACAUCUCCUAUAGAGGGAGCAAACAGCGUUCACUCGGAUACCUCUAACUGACCAGGCCUGCCGUCUGAAGUCCCUUAACUAACCCGCAGGACAACCAACACCACCCAACAAAAUCUCAGACAAGACUCAGAGAGAUGAGCGCGAUAUUGGAACAGACUCUUACUCUUACUUUGACCAAAAGAGCACCACUUUGCAAAAAUGAACUGAUAGGAUUGACGGUACCAGUUUUCUUUCCAAAACUGGUGAUACCUCAAUAAACAUGCCCAACAUGUACGAUUGUGGAAACAAGGGAUGCUUUUGUCAUAAUCUCUGUGAACAUCUUUGAAUACGUUUCAAAAUAUAUCAUGAUUUAAAUUUACUUGUAACACUGUCUUAUUGCACAGUACAGUAUGUUCGUUCUU